Molecule: messenger RNA, 143 nt
Organism: Sphaeroforma arctica JP610
Lineage: Eukaryota; Ichthyosporea; Ichthyophonida
Exons: 2
Source: RefSeq, a predicted model, not a curated record
AGCAUGAUAUGCGCAUCUCGGAAGACUUUCACUUCGACUUCAACUCGGACGAGACACGAGAGAAGGUCAACGGUGCCAGGACACAUGAAUUGAUCACCCACACAAAGGCCAAUUAUAUCAACGCGUCCGGUGAAUUAGGGUAG